GAUGCUCCAUUAGCCUUUCCAGACGCACACAUGAAUGGAUAACAUUAUCCGCAUCUCACUCCAUUCCACAGACCACGAUAACACACACACACACACACUCGUGUCUUCCAUUCAUUCAGCUGUGAAGAUCAGCCAGGCAGCCACUUGUCAACACACUCUGCAAGACUGUCAACACACUCUGCAAGAGCAACUCAGCCGGUUUGUCAGUAGACUCUCUCAAUCGACACCCAGCAUCACCUCCAGCCGUCUGCCCGCAUCUCCGGCCAUCAGGCCGCUGGCGCCCUCGAACAGCCGCACAAAGUACCCAUACACGACCAUCUGCACACACUCGCUCACCAAAACGUCCAGGGGCUCCUCGAACUCACACACAGACCGAACCAGCCGACUGGAGAAGGCGCCCAGCCGCUCCAACGCCCUCUCUUGCUCAUGCAUCCGUAUCUUGAGCUCCUCCAGCCCGGCGGCCAGCUGCAUGACACCUUCCUUGCUGUCCUUGGUUGUCUGGCCGGCCAGGUGGCUCUUCAUGUCGGUCAUGCGGGCGGCGGCCGACUCUUUCUGCGUCCGCAGGAGGGCGAGGAACGCAGCCAGGGGCCGCAGAGAGACCGACAGGUGCCCGUCAGCCUCAUCCCAGUCCACCUGCAUGACCCACUCGACGGCAUCGCGCCGCGCCGCAAGUGUCCUCGGCCUGCCGUGGUCGCUGCUGGUGACCGACAUGGUCUCGUCCUUGUUCUCUCGCUUGACCACCUCCCUGCUGGUCGCCACGCUCUUCUGCCCGUCAUCGGUCUCCAUCUUGUCAUGGCCGCCACAGAUGCUCGCCAAACUGAGCCGAUCGAGUGCGGCCUGCAGGUGUGCAAGGGGCUGGGGGGAGGAGGGGGAGGAGGGGGAUGGGGUGGCCGCGAGGAAGGGCAGGAGGGAACGCAGACGCUUCUUGACCUCCGGUUCGUCGAUCAGCACGAUGUCGAGCCGGCAGGUGCCGCCCUCAGACGCACCAGCAUCGGCUGCCAUGGUGCCGGCCUUGCUCGACUCGCUCAUCGUUUCGUCCAUGGCCAAGGACGGGGCUGCAGCCUCAUUGCCAGCCCCACCGCGCGCCUUUGCGGGUUUGUCUGGCGCCUCGAGGUCGACCCGUAUGACGGGGGAGUAGGGAUUGUGUUUGGCGUUGAGGGCUGCCUCAAGUACGUAGCGAAACACCGUCCCGCGACAGCACGACCGCAGCAGCUGGUAGAUCGAGUUGAGCACGUCCACCUCCUCGGCCUGCUGGCCAUCGCCGUCGCCCUUGGCUGGUUGGUCGGCCAUGGGGGCAUCCUCUCGCUUGCAAGCUGUGGCCGGCUUCUUGUGUGCCUGUAUGCGGUGCAGCUGCAGGUGGAGGGUGUCGAGCAGAAGAGUCUCGAGCAGCACGUGCAGGGUAGGUUGCUGGGCGAGGGCAGCGGGAGCCGUCACACCCAGGGACGCUGACGAUGACGUGCCCAGCAGCAACUCCACCCCAAGCACCUCCCAACUGGCCACCACCCAACAGCCGCCAACGAGACACAGACAGGGGUCACUCACAUAUGUUGGUGUCAGUCAUGACGUUUCCUCCGCUCGUUCGUACUUAUCGAAUUGGUGUCUGAGGUGGACCUUGAAUUGGUUGGGCAGGGUGAGUGUGCACUUGCCCUUGGCCGUCUCGAACACGAGCUCGUCUUUGGGGCACUCGGAACGAUAGAACUGCAGCAGCGCAUUGGUAUCCACCCACCGCGAGAAGGGCUCCAUCUCGUCACCUGCAGUGCAGUGCAGUGCAGCAGCACGAAGAGAUCCAUACACAAACAGAUGGACCCGACCCUCCCUCCUUCCAUGUACGUGUGAUGUGUGUCCAUGUCACUCACUAGGCAGCGGGGGCAUCUCCGGCUGCUGAAUCGGCCGGUUGAAGUUGGCGAGAUGCGUGCCGAGGGACGACGGCAGAGGCAGUCCUGACGGCCACUCGACCUCAUGCAUAGCCUCUCGCCUUGUCGCACUGUCUGCUGCUCCUGAUACGUCGCCCCUCAAUGCUUGGAAGCGGUUGGCAGUGUGGCAGAGUGCAAGUGUGUGGGGCACCGCAGGGAUGAGGGGAGCGGGCGGGAAGUGGCUCAUCAGCUGUGCAUACUUCAUGUGCAUCUCCUGCACACAACAACAACAACAACCACACACACGACAGACAGAGAUCUGUCCAGUCCAUUCCACACACGCACAUCCAUCUCCCUCCCUCCGCCACUCACACCACACCCUCCCACCUCACCUCAAUAAGGUUCUGCAGCAUGUUGGUCUGUCCCUGUAUGAGGUUCCUCAGAUGCACCACCUCCGAGACCUCCUCGGUCAGCGGCGUGCACCCCAGCCCAACCAUCACUAUCAGCCGCAAGAACACCUCUCGCCACGAGCGGCAGUAGAGCCACAGCAGCUCCCGCGCCUGGCUGUCCGCGGGCUGGUCUUCCUGCAGCGCCACGUGGUUGAGCAGAUCUUGCAGCUGCCGCCACGCAUACUGGAUGGAACGCUUCACCAGCAGGUCCACAUUGACGGGCCGCGUCAGAGAAUUCUCAUCCAUCGGCGGCGGUGGUGGUGGCUGUGCUGGUUGAGAGAAG
This is a messenger RNA of Vitrella brassicaformis, 2585 nucleotides long. The record is from the annotation of a GenBank genome assembly. Lineage: Eukaryota; Vitrellaceae.